CCUGGAAGCAGGCCGUGCAGGCGUCCGAGCUGGCUUUCUGGCCGGUCAGCCUCCUGGGCGACACGCUGGUCUGUCUGCAGGAGCGGCUGGAGGAGCCGCUGCUCGACGAGCAUUUGGAGUACUAAGUACCUGGAAGAAUGGCUGACGCAAGCCAAAAGCAGACUCGAUGGCGGCAUGCGCUGCGGUCGUGGAUGACGACAACCACGGAAGUAUGCUGCCCGUUCUCCCGGAGAAAAUCCUCCGGGAAGUCCUGGACAUGCUGGACAGCGUGCAGCGCGCGAACUGCCGGCGGGUGAGCUCGGUGUGGGACGCCGUCGUUGGCGUGGAAUGGCGGGUCGUCUGGGUGUCCUUCGCCCACCAGCGCCUCGUCGACGCCGUCGGCAACACCACGACACCCGACGAAGCGGAAUGGCAGCGGUCGGCCUACCUCGUGGGCAUGUGCUUAUGGAAAUGCCUGUCCGCGGCCACCCAGACGAUCAUCAUCAGCAACGCCGUGCAGCAGCGGGCGGCGAACAACGGCAUGGUCGAUUGCUUCCAUCUGAUCGAUGCUGUCCGGCAGGAGCAGCCGUUAGACUGGGGUAAGGAUGUGACGGUGAUUAUGCAGCGAUUUCACUGGGAUUUGGAGGGUCUGCUGGACGACGAGGUGCACAGGGCAACGGCGGCGGUGGAGCGGGUGGUCUGGAAGGACGGGACGUUCAGCGGGCCGGUGGAGCACUUCCGCCGGCAGCCAGUCAAGUGCGGGGUCAGUGUUCGGAGCGAAGAGAUGCUGGAGGAGAACGGCGAUUCCGUUCCCAUCCACUUGGCGCUCAGCGAGGUGCUGGAGGAUUGCCUGGCGGAGCCGGAGGACGAUGGGCGGGCGCUGCUGGUGCAGUGGCUGAGGGAGGCGGUCAUGCAGCCGCCGGGCUCCCGCGACCGUCAGCGUAUCGACAAGAUUUUGCAGUCCUGCCAGGAGGAAGACCCGCGUGUGCUGGCCGAGUAUGGCGUAACGGCGUGGACUGUGGACACCAUGCGGGAUCGUAAGGCGCGGAGAUUGACGAAACUGACCUGCUGCGCUCUACAGCGCGAAAUGGCGAUUCCGCCGGCUGAUUGCCCUUCCAGUCCUCCCCAACCUGUCAGCAUCUACAACCGUCCCGACGCCAUCUUCACGUGGAACGCCGUGGACGUGCAAGGAAGCGACGGAUCUGGCGAGUACGGCCGCGUCAUUAACGCCCUGAACGGCGGCUUGGUCGUCGAUUUCGACUGUCCCGGGCGCCGCGCCGAGCUGGUCGACCCUUCGACGUUCCACGUGUGGCGCAGUCGUCGGCCUCCCGGGCACACCUUCUCCGGCAGCCUGCAGUCGGCCGACGCGUUCGAGGGCGCGGUCUUCCUGCAGAGGUAUCCCGAGGAAGUGGAGGUGUUGGCGCGGGAGACUGCCGACCGCCCCUGGACGUGGCACGCGGCCACGCCCUUGUAUCUGCAGAUGUUCUGGAAGCGCUACAUCUUCCUUGAAAUGCAACUGUCGGAAACCGAGGGCGGGGUCAAGGUGAAACGGCUGCUACGGGCGCAUCCCGUGCGGCUACUCGGGCCGGGACUUCCGGAAGCCGCAGAAGUGGUCGGGAAGGGGGAUUUUGUCACGCGUUCCCGCGCCCUCCCUGCGAACUACUGGGGCGGCGGUCCAGUGAGCGCGGCGCUGUGGGAGGCUUGGAAGGAAGCCGUGCAGGCGUCCGAGCUGGCGUUCUGGCCGGUUAGCCUCGUGGGCGACACGCUGGUCUACCUGCAGGAACUCCUGGAGACGCCGUUACUGGACGGGCACUUGGAAGAGCUGUUGGUGCAGGCCACAAAGAAGCUGCAGCCGCCGCCGCCGACGCUGCCCGCGGUCAUGGAGACGGCCAGUGAGGAAACCCGGAUGUCGGUCCUCCCGGUGGAAGUCCUCCGGGAUGUCCUGGACAUGCUGGACACGGUGCAGCGCGUCAAAUGUCGCCGGGUGUGGGCGUUGUGGGACGCCGUCGUCGGGACGGAAUGGCGGGUGAUCUGGGUGUCGUUCGCGCAUCAACGCCUCGUCGACGCCGCCGGGAAGGCCACCACGGCCGAGGAAGCCGCGUGGCAGCGGUCGGCCUACCUCGUGGGGAUGUGUCUGUGGAAGUGCCUGACCGAGGACACCGAGACCAUCAUCGUCACCAACGCCGUGCAGCAGCGCCAUAACACCGGUCUGGAGGACUGCUUCAGUUUGGUCAGCAAUCUCCUGCACGAUCUACAGGUGGACGACGAUCCGGAUCCGACCAUGAUUAUCCACAACUUCCACUGGGAGUUGUACGACGUCAUGAUGGAGGAUGUGCACGGGGCGGCGGCGGCACUGGAGCACUUCCACGGGGACAUGGACGACGUCCUGGACGAGGAUCAGCUGCAUGCUGCCGCGGCGGCGGUGGAGCGCGUGGUGUGGGUGGACGGGACGUUCGGCGGACCGGUGGAGCACUUCCGCCGGGAACCGGUCCGGUACGCGGUCAGUUAUCGGUGCGCGGAGGCGGUGGAUGUGUACGGGAGUGGCGAACCCGACUACUGGCACUUGCACCUGAGGGCGGUGCUGGAGACCGACCUGCCGUCGGCGGAGACACCGGACGGGGAGCGGAUGCUGGCCGACUGGCUGUCGCAGGCCGCCGCUUCCCCGGAUUGUCGGCGGGUGGAUAGGAUUGUGCGGCUGUGCCAGGAGGAGGAUCCCCGGGUGCUGGUCCAGUACGGCAACGUGCCCUGGCAGGUGGAGGACGUGCAGGGGACGGCUGGAGUGCGCAAGCUGACACGGUUGGCCCGCUGCGCUCUGCAGCGCGAGAUGACGGCCACACCGCCCAGGCAUGCCGCUCAAGCUCCGCUUCCGGCCAGCCCCACUUAGGACCUACACAGCUCCCGAUUCGCCGGAAAUCCAUUCGAGUCCUCAUUGUUCGUCCUGGCCGUUGGUCGAUGCAGUCCCACCGCGGCGUCCAUUUCUGCAUCUUGUUCAAGAACAAUUCUACUUUGGUUUGUGUCUAACCGUUAACAGGUCUCGGCGUUGGAUAGUCACACGCUGAUGUUGUUGGACGAUCAUUUCGUUUAUUUCAUAAUUACUCACGUACAGGGCAAUUAUGAAAUAAAGGGCCAAUGCACAAUAUGAAAAAGGGCAAUACAGCGGCGGCUCGUAUUCUGUUGUUAUUUCUGAACUCUGCAUUUCCGAUAUAAAUAAUGUGUGUUGUGAUUACGAAACUACAGCUGUGUGGAGAAAUCCGUUAAUGAAAAGUUUGUUGUUAUUUUUGCUGUGCAAAGGCAUUGCCCAGCUGAGGGCCAGACAGCCAUCUGCAGCAGCUGUUCCCGCGGCACCAACUCCGGCUUGCGCUUC
Paramacrobiotus metropolitanus is the source of this 3343-nucleotide messenger RNA. RefSeq lists its product as uncharacterized. The record is from RefSeq and is a predicted model, not a curated record. Gene Ontology annotation, molecular function: protein binding. The transcript has 5 exons. Lineage: Eukaryota; Metazoa; Tardigrada; Eutardigrada; Parachela; Macrobiotidae. Bases 167 to 2863 code for a protein of 898 amino acids.